Amblyraja radiata (thorny skate) is the source of this 4265-nucleotide messenger RNA. It is a transcript of the gene pdzrn3b, whose product is annotated as PDZ domain containing RING finger 3b. Gene Ontology annotation, molecular function: ubiquitin protein ligase activity; zinc ion binding; protein binding. Gene Ontology annotation, biological process: protein ubiquitination; neuromuscular junction development. NCBI's taxonomy places the organism in Eukaryota, Metazoa, Chordata, Chondrichthyes, Rajiformes, Rajidae. The coding region runs from base 386 to 3541 and encodes 1051 amino acids. The transcript has 10 exons. The record is from RefSeq and is a predicted model, not a curated record.
AUGGCUGAAGGUUUGUUGAUUGUUAUUGAUGGCAACACAAACCAGAGCAAAUGUCCAACUGAUCGAUUGCCCGAGGAAUGACCGGCUGCCGGCCGGCGCUUACCCAAACCCCUCUGCAAAUGCAGGGUUUUUUUAAAAAUUGUUUUGAUGGAAAGGAAGCGGGGCAUUUGUUUUCAGUUUGCUCUCCUUGGAUAAUGGAUACGGUAGGCGGUCCUUCGGCACCCUUCUCAGGGACGUCUCAGGCGAGCGGCUAAAUCAGUUUCGACCCAGCAGCCGGGUUUCCUGCCGAUGAGUGGUGUGGGGAAUAAACUAGCGGCUGGAGGCUGCGAAACUUUCCGCGCUGGUUAGCGCUUAGCGGUGGAGUGCAGGAGAGGAGCUUCUGAAAAUGGGAUUCGACUUGGAGCGUUUCAGCGAGGAAGUGGACCCCGACUUUAAAUGCAACUUGUGCAACAAAGUGCUGGAGGACCCGCUCACAACCCCUUGCGGGCACGUCUUCUGCGCCGGCUGCCUCUUGCCCUGGGUGGUGCAGCGGGGCAACUGCCCGGUGAAAUGCCGUCGUGUGGCCACCAAGGAGCUGAACCACGUCCUGCCCUUGAAAAACCUCAUCCUGAAGCUGGAGAUCCGCUGUGACAACCACGGGCGAGGUUGCGACAAGGUGGUGCGGUUGCAACACUUGGCAGAGCACACGGAGAUGUGUGAUUACUCGCCGGCCGUGUGCGGCCACAAGGGCUGCGGGGAGUCGCUCAACCUGAAGGACGUGGACGCGCACAUGCGGGAGAGCUGCGAGCAGCGGCCGGUCGGCGUGUGUCGGCGCGGCUGCGGGCUGGUGCUGGUGCACGGCGAGCAGCGGCGGGGCUCGCACUGCUGUGUGCGGGCGCUGCGGGCUCAGGGCGGAGCGCUGCAGGGACGCCUGGCCGGCCUGGAGCGGGAGCUCAAGCUGCAGCGGGACCGCUCCGGCAAGCGGCAGAAAGCGCUGCACUCGCAGCUGUCCGCGCUGCAGAACGAGGCGCAGGUGACAGCUCUCCGCUACCAGAAGAAAUUCACCGAGUACAGCGCCAGGAUACGCUCGCUCACCAAAAACCUCCCUGCUCAAUGCAACGGCGGAGAGCCAUUGACCAUCAUUAUGCAGAGAGACGCGGGUUCCCUGGGAUUUAAUAUUAUCGGCGGCAGACCUUGUUCGGAAAAUCAAGAAGGCACGACAUGCGAGGGGAUUUUUGUGUCAAAAAUAGUGGAUAAUGGACCGGCAGACAAAGAAGAUGGACUGCAAAUCCACGACAGAAUUCUCGAGGUUAAUGGCAAGGACUUAUCCCGAGUCACUCACGAGCAAGCAGUAGAAGCCUUUCGAACGGCCAAAGAACCCAUUGUAGUGCAGGUGCUACGCAGAACUCCGCGCACUAAAGUUCUUAAUGCAUCGCAUGAGUGUCAACUUGUGGAUAUGGGCACGCAGACAGAUAUCACCUUCGAACACAUCAUGGCACUGGCUAAAAUAAGACCACCUUCUCCACCUGUUGUGGUGAUGGAGCAAUAUCUUUUACCUGAAGAACAUCCAUCGGGACUGGACUAUUAUGAUUCAAAUGACUAUUUUCAAGGAUUACAAACUGAAAUUGACAGAGAAGAAUUAGAAUAUGAGGAAGUGGAUCUGUACAGACUGCCAGGGAAGGACAAGCUUGGUCUCACAGUUUGCUACAGAACAGAUGAUGAAGAUGACACAGGAAUAUAUGUCAGUGAGAUUGAUCCAAACAGUAUUGCAGCAAAAGAUGGUCGCAUUAGGGAAGGAGACCGAAUAAUUCAGAUAAAUGGCAUUGAGAUCCAAAACCGAGAAGAAGCUGUAGCAUUACUUACUCGUGAAGAAAGCAAGAACAUUUCCCUACUUUUGGCCAGGCCUGAACUGCAGUUGGAUGAAGGCUGGAUGGAUGAUGAUCGAAAUGAUUUGCUGGAUGAUUUGCAUCUGGACAUGUUGGAAGAGCAACAUAAUCAAGCUAUGCAGUUUACAGCAAGCAUGCUGCAAGAGAAAAAGCAAGAUGAUGAUGAGGGGACAACAGACACAGCCACUAUUUUGUCCAACCAGCAUGAGAAAGACAGUGGCGUUGGACGCACAGAUGAAAGCACACGCAACGACGAGAGUUCUGAGCAAGAGAAUCUUGGGGAUGACCACACCACCCCCACUGCCUUGAGAGUCAUGUGCAACUAUGACACCCUUGGAAGCAGAGACUUGCAGUUCAGUCGUGCGUCCUUCAUUUCCCGGGACUACGCAGAUCCAGAUUUUCUUUGCGUUCCCUCUGAUGGCUGUGAAAGGUUCCGUGAUCUGCUGGAGUUAAAGUAUCAGAUGCAGAGUGACAAUCAGUAUGGCCUUCACUGCCGUGGCAGCGCUGUGGGUCUCAGUAAGAAUGACCAGGAAAUUGUUGACAGAGAACUGGAAAUGCUGAAUGAAGAAUUGCGCAACAUUGAGCUUGAGUGUCUUAACAUUGCACGAGCCCAUAAAAUGCAACAAUUGAAAGAGCAAUACAGGGAGUCGUGGAUGUUACACAACAGUGGUUUUCACAACUACAACACCAGCAUCGAUAGCCGCAGCCGUGAACUCUCUGAUAUUACAGAACUACCAGAAAAAUCAGAUAAGGACAGCUCGAGCGCAUACAACACUGGUGAGAGUUGUCGAAGCACACCGCUAACGUUAGAUCUGUCUCCAAACAACUCAUUGUGCAGGGUGUUUGAGAACCUGAACAGUCAAAGUAAUGAGGCGUUGGCAAGCACCACUGCCAAAAUGCCACUUCUAUCCCAUACAAUGAGCCUUGCAAAAUCCAACUCGGCUACGAAAGAACCUGACCAUUGCCAGCAAUCUGACGGAAAGGAUGAGAGUCAAGCUGUGCAGUGCAACAAAAGCCAGGCUUUCCCCCAGAGCUCCACCUGUCCAAUCUCAUACCAUAACUCGCCCUAUAGACAUGCUCAUAUCCCAGCACAUGCUCAACACUACCAAAGCUACAUGCAGUUGAUACAGCAGAAGUCAGCUGUGGAGUAUGCACAGAGCCAAAUGAGUCUUGUUAGUAUGUGCAAAGAACCUUCCUAUCAUGAAUCGUCAAGUCACUUACAACCCAAGAUGGAGUGGAAGGUAAAGGUCCGUAGUGAUGGGACCAGAUACAUCACCAAACGUCCAGCCAGAGACCGCAUCCUGAAGGAACGUGCCCUGAAAAUUAAAGAAGAACGUUGUGGUAUGACAACUGACGACGACGCCAUAAGUGAGAUGAAAAUGGGGCGCUACUGGAGUAAGGAGGAACGAAAGCAGCAUCUGGUACGUGCAAAAGAGCAGAGAAAGCGGCGGGAAUUCAUGAUGCAGAGCAGGUUGGAAUGCUUGAAGGAGCAGCAGAGCACGCAGGAGAAGAAAGAGUUCAACAUCAUUGAACUUAGCCACAAGAAAAUGAUGAAGAAAAGGAGUAAGAAGAUUUUUGACAAUUGGAUGACAAUCCAGGAACUUUUAACUCAUGGGGCAAAGUCACCUGAUGGAACCCGGAUAUAUAACUCACUCUUGUCAGUAACAACCGUAUAAGUUAGCGUUUCCAUGGUGUAAUUUAAGUACUACCAUCUGAGGUAGAAGCCAUCUUGCCUCGUUAAAAGUGGCAAUUCUUGUAAAUGUAUAAAACACAUAACUUCUCCAGCUGUAACUGGAGAAUCCAUCAGUAAAUAACAAUGCUAACAAGGUUAAUCCAUAUGUGCCUUUUCAAAGGCAACAAUAAAACAAACAACAGCAGGCCUAAUACUAUAAUUGCUCUUCACUUUGCUUCAGAUCUAUUCAUUAAUAGGUCCUUAAAUACAUGUGCCAAUAGACUUUAAUCACUGUCAAUUUUUUACGAACUUAAGACUCCAACUGUUUUAUAUAUGAAAUCUUACAUGCCAAAAUUUGCUGUUUCAAUUGCUACACAAAAAUAUCUCACUCUUUAUACUUUUGUCCAUGUUCACUGCAACUUGUUCAAACUUUUCAGGAUCUUCCCAAUGAAAACCUAACUUUUGCUGACUUACAACCUGUCGUAAAUUAGAGAUGGUUUUUGCAUGUAUAUAAAUUUCAUGUUUAUAGCAAUGAUUGUGGGAUUGUGAACACACUUUGUAGUUAAUAUGUGCUUUGUAGGCAUUGACGUAUUGAAUAAAUACAGCUAAAUGAGCAUUUAGUUAGUUACACACUCCAUGUCUUGUAUAAAAUGAAAAUAAUUUAUUGUUUUUAUAUUUUAGAUUUCAGCUGGGCAUUGUAUGACUUAAAAUAAACAAUAUUAAUUGCA